AUGGAACAUGCCCCUGUGUCGGCGCGUGAAGCAUCCAUUUUGGUCCAAGCGGUGGUAACAGCAUCAGGCGGACAGUGUGUUCCAGUAAUUCGCACUCCUUCGCAUGGAGUCGAGUGGAUUAAAUGGGCUUUGGACUCUGGAGCCGCUGGCAUCAUUAUUCCUAUGGUGACCACUGCCCAAGAAUGCGAAAAUAUCAUUCAGCGGGCCAUCUACCCACCGCGGGGCCAGCGCAGCUUCGGUCCUUUUCUUGCGCCAUAUGCCGACGUCGACCCCGCCGCCGAUGUCGCGAAAUACAUGAAAGAAAGGGUAAAAGAGGUAGCGGUCAUUCCCAUGAUCGAGUCCGUGGAGGGUGUGCAGAACGCCGAAGCGAUAUUGAGUGUUCCGGGAGUCACAGCCUGCUUUGUUGGGCCUUACGACCUGCGGCAAUCUAUGGGGCUAUCAGGCGGUGACGGUGAGGAACCCGUCUACAUCGAUGCAUUGGAAAGGAUUCUCGAGGCGGGGAAGCGGAACAAUGUAGUCGUCGGAACAGUAGGUGCGACUGAAGCAUCUGCAAGGCGGAAGGUGGAGAUGGGCUUCAAGUUUCUGCUCACGGGUCAGGAGCCCAAUUUCCUGGCUGCUGGUGCUCGGUCGACUUUACAGCAGUGUCAGCGGGGGAUGAAUGCUGCGAGGUCCAGCAAUCUGUAG
Fonsecaea erecta is the source of this 684-nucleotide messenger RNA. RefSeq lists its product as hypothetical. The coding region runs from base 1 to 684 and encodes 227 amino acids. The transcript has a single exon. The record is from RefSeq and is a predicted model, not a curated record. Gene Ontology annotation, molecular function: aldehyde-lyase activity. Gene Ontology annotation, cellular component: cytoplasm. Lineage: Eukaryota; Fungi; Ascomycota; Eurotiomycetes; Chaetothyriales; Herpotrichiellaceae.